Lobosporangium transversale is the source of this 1943-nucleotide messenger RNA. RefSeq lists its product as hypothetical. The record is from RefSeq and is a predicted model, not a curated record. Gene Ontology annotation, molecular function: protein serine/threonine phosphatase activity. Bases 350 to 1879 code for a protein of 509 amino acids. Gene Ontology annotation, biological process: protein dephosphorylation. The transcript is spliced from 2 exons. NCBI's taxonomy places the organism in Eukaryota, Fungi, Mortierellomycota, Mortierellomycetes, Mortierellales, Mortierellaceae.
CUUCCUUUCUUCCUUCCUUCCUUCCUUCAUUCUCUUUCUCUAUCUCUUUCUUUCUUUCUUUCUUUCUUUUCUUUUUAUUCUUCUCAUUUGCAUCCUCAAAACGAAAGAGAGAACAUUUAUGCAAACACAUCCUCACAAUCGGAUUCCACAUUUAUUUAUUUAUUUCUUCUUCUUUUUCUGUCCCUCGCUCUCUUCUUAUCCCUCUCUUAUCCAUUGAUCAUCCUUUACAUCUUGUCCUUUUCCUUCUCCUUCCACCCAAUUUCACAUCGUAUCGCAUUAUACACUGUAUACUGCUUCAAUUUCUGCUUAACCAUCAUUCUCUCUAAAUAGCAAUUUUCUUUUAAAACAAAUGACAGUACCAGAGUCCAACAAACCAGUAACUACCGUGGCUGUGAUCCCUACAGCCAAUUCAAUCAAAGCCCAUUCGUUUGUCAGACAAUACCCCGUUACCUCAACAUCCUUUCAAGCUAGUCAAGAAGGAAAUGGUCGUGGCGAGCACAAUGGACGCGUCAGCAUCCAACCUACAGGCUUUGAAGGUGGACUUUUAGUCGGAUUAUACGAUCCCCACCAUGGUCCACAAUGUGCCGAAUAUCUCCAACAACACCUUGUGCCAAUCCUCGAUGAAUCCCUCUCUACCCAACUAGAUCAUUCGGACGAUGACCGUGAUCAUCGCCAUGCCAACCCCAACACUUGCAAGAUUGACCCAAUUCAGGUCAUCGACACCCUCAAAUCCACCUUUAAAGAACUUGACGAGUUGCUUCUGGCGACUGCUAUCACCGUCUCGUUAGCUCAACCCGAUGGUACUGAAAUGAACGCUGAGGACGAAGUGAAGAAAACCCAAGAGGUCAUCGCUCAAGUCAUCACAGGAUCUACAGCCUUAGUUACCUUCUUGGCUCCUCACACAUCAUCGCCAUCAUCCUCAGAAACAGGGGUAGAUUUACGUCGACAUGACCUCUAUCUUGCCCAAUUGGGAGACUCCGUUGCCAUACUUGCAGGAUACGACGCGGCAGGCCAGUGGACUGCUCGUCGGCUCAACCCACCAGAAACUCACGAGCAUUCGGUCCGGUAUCCAGGCUCAGAAGAAUACUAUAAAGUCACAUCAGAGGCAAAGGAGCGUGCACUCACUGCAGAGCAGUUCUUAACUCAACACAACGGUAGCUCAACCUCGUGCACAACCGACAGUACCAACGGCAGUAACAGCGAUAGUAGCUCAACAGAAUCUGCACAAAACACCUUCUUAACAAGACAUGGCAAAUUCCUGGGCUUGCCUGUAACCCGUGCUUUCGGAGACUUGGAUUGGAAGGUCGAACAGGAAGCUAGAUCUUCUGUCGCACCUUGGGUCGAAAAGUCAUUGCGCGCAAAAAUCGAUCAAACGCUUAGAAGCGGCCAAGAACAGAACGGGGAACCAAGGGCUGAACGUUCAAGUCAGCAAGAUCAGGAUGAGAUUGGCAUCAACAAUCUGAAUGAUCCUCCCUAUAUUUCUGCAGACCCUAAAAUCACCCGCUUCAUACUGGAGACAAGGAAUGGAUCGAUACCAGCGAACGCUGCGAGAGGCCCUUCAGAUCAAUUGUUAAUCCUUUUGAGCCGUGGACUGCUAUAUACUACCCACACAUUGACAAACAUAGCUACAGCAGAUGGCUCCGUACAGGACGCAUCGACAGCAACGGGCCUAGGCAAGGCCAAUACGAACCCAAAUGAUCAAGCUCUCAUAUCGGACUUUGAAUUAUCUCGCAUAGCAGCGAAUGUAUUGGAGAAGGGUGAAGAGAACUGUGCGCUCGAACUGGCCAAGGUCUUGGACCAAGCACGUAAGGAUCUAGGUAUUAUGGAGAAAGAAGGUGAAGAAGGGGACGAGGGCUCUGUAGUGAUCGUCGUGCUGUAGUCCCCCGUUGUGUAGCUCCAUAAUAAUAAUAAUAAUAAUAAUAAUAAUAAUAAUAAUAAUAAAG